CGAAGAAGUCUUUGUUGUUCAAUUCUGAUGUAUCCUACGACACCUUUCUUGGUAAAAUUAGUAGUGAUUUAAUUCAAGACGGAUUCCAAGGCGUGGAAUCUGUCUAUGGUAAAUUCCCCAGACAUCAAUCGGGGGUUUAUGUUGGUUCACGACCUCUCCCAAUCAACGACGAAGCAACAUGGCGGCAUUUUUUGCGAAAAGCAUCACGUGAAUACGAUGCAGUUGAAGUAUUCAUCGUGGUGUCUAAAAAUGUUGAGGAGGAAGUUGAGGUGGAAGAGGAUGGUUCCAUUCUUUCAGCAACCAAUGGAUCAGCCAUCUUCAUCCGAUUACGCUCAACACCUUGAUAGCGAUCCCGAUGAUGCUGAGUACGUUGCACCCUUAGAGGAAGAUGAAGGCUCUUCAGAAGAGGAAGAGGAUAUAUCAUCAGAUGAAGGGGACGAAGGAGACAACGAGGUUGCAAUGCCACAUUUAGAAGAAGUCCAACGACGCUAUACGCAUAGAUCUUUGCAACCAACCUUCCAUGUACCAAUUAUAGAGGUUGCCGCAGAGAAUGCAGGGACAAGUGUUUGGACCAUAAAGCAAUACCAGGGGUACCACCAAUGCAGACCCGAUUACACAAGAGCAAAGGACGACAAAUUGUUAACAAGUGAACUCAUAAGUACCCUGAUUGGUCUAAAAAUUCAAGAAGAUGCUGACUAUAAAGUCAAACUCAUUAUCAGGGAUAUUUAUGAGUUGUUCCAUAUCUCUGUGUCUUACAAGAAGGCAUGGUGUGCACGGUUAUUAGCCAUCCAACGCUUGUAUGGUAGCUGGGAAGGGUUGUACAAUAAGUUGGCUCCCUUGCUCAGUGCAAUUAUGGGGUCAAACCAUGGAACUGUUGUUGAUUUACAAACAAUGGCAACUGAUUCACCAACUUCUUUUCAGUUCAAGUAUGUAUUAUGGUCCUUUAGGGCAUCCAUAGAUGGAUUUCACUAUUGUCUUCCUGUUAUUUCAGUAGAUGGAACUCACUUAUACGGCAAGUAUAAGGGAUGUUUAUUACUUGCCAUGGCAACGACGGGAAAUGGUGAAAUUUUUCCCCUUGCUUUUUCCAUUGCUGAUGCUGAAGAUGGUCCAAGUUGGAAAUGGUUCUUGACGAAUGUCAUGCGUCAUGUCGUUCCCCCACAUCGUCGCGUAUGCAUAAUAUCUGAUAGACACAGUGGGAUUGAGCAUGCAUUUGAAAAUGUCCCAGAGUUAGGUGGAGGUCGAGUGACUCGAAGAUAUUGUCUCCGCCACCUACACAUCAAUUUCUGGAAUAAGUUCCGAAGUAAAAAGUUGCGGACCUUGAUGUACAAAGAUGGUAAAGCCCCUAAUAGAAGUGAGUUUGACCAGUUGCUACUCCAAAUAGCAUCCAAAAAUCAAGAUGCCUACAACUGGCUUAAUGCCAUUCCAGAACACAAGUGGGCUUUAUCACAUGAUGAAGGUGGGUCACGUUAUGGUGUAAUGACUACAAAUUCCUCAGAAAGUUUCAAUCAUGUCCUUAAAGGAUGUCGUUGUUUGCCAGUAUAUGCCAGUGUGAUGUUCACCUAUGAUAAGCUGGUCAAACUUUUCGCUGAGAGGCGAACCAGUGGAAUGAGUCAAGAAUCGACCCAUGGUCAGUACGUUCCGGAGCCGGAGCACGUGUGCGUGCACACGGUGAACACCGAGGGUUCGAGUUUCACGCCUCCGGGUGACGGAGGGCAACAGCAGAAUCAACCUGAGCCAGCGGGACAGCCACCAGCUGUACCACCGCCAGUCGUGCCACCUCCAGUGAUGCCACCGUUGGCGAUACCGCCGGUGGCCUACGAGCAGAUGUUCCCGGCCAUGAUGGCCCAUUAUAUGCAGCACAUGGCGCAGCUUAUGCCCAUGUUCCAGCCACCGCCACCGCCACAGCCGCAGCCGCGCAUCGUUACCUUCAAGACGUUGAAGGAUAAUGGAUGCCUUGAUCGAUCCGGGUGUCCGUUGUCUGUGCAAGGGAAGCAAUUCCCUGCAGAUUUGAUAGAGCUACCACACAAGGAGUUUGACAUUAUCCUUGGUAUGGAUUGGCUCACCGAGCAUAGAGCAGUGGUCGACUGCAGUUGUCGGACCGUACGGCUGAGAGCCGAGGACGGUAGCGACGUAUCACUCUCCGGGGAGGUGUUCCCCAAGACUCCCGAGUUCAUAUCGUCCUUGAGCGCGAGGCGCUUGAUUCGCAAGAAGUGCGAGAUGUUCCUGUGUCACGUGAUCAGACAGAUGAACCUAGAGCCGAUCCCAGAGGGCAUUGAGGAGAUGUACGAUGGCGUGGCUGUCUCUUUAAUCUGUUGAUUAUGCUUUAUUUAAUUAACUUUAAUGCUUAUUACGUUUUCGGGCAAGAUCCCAAGUUGUUUGACUUUAAAAAGGCUUCCGCAUUAUUUUAAAUUACUCCGAUGGAUUUUUAUAUGUAUUGAUAGAACGUUUGUUUAAAAUUGUUUUGAAAAUGUUGUAUAUUCGGAUACCAAUCCAGUGGCACACCGGUCCGCUAUCUCACGGGUUUGGGUUACGCGGGUUGGGGUGUUACACUCCCUAUGUCCAAAAUGAAUUGCCAUAUCUAUA
Cuscuta campestris is the source of this 2583-nucleotide messenger RNA. The record is from the annotation of a GenBank genome assembly. NCBI's taxonomy places the organism in Eukaryota, Viridiplantae, Streptophyta, Magnoliopsida, Solanales, Convolvulaceae.